AUUAGUGUUCAAUGUGUUGAUAUCUAACAUAUGUACGUAACAUUGGCGAAAAAUAUAACCAGACAAAAUAAGAAGCACAGUGUCGAGUGUAUGUUUCUAAUGAAAAAUAUCUUUAAUUCAUUGUAGUAGGUACUUGUGAUUCCGUUUUACGUUCAUUUGCGUUUUAUUUGCCGCUAAGCAAUCGCCACAAUCGCUAUCGGAUAGAAAUAUCCCAUCAUUUGGAGUGCAGUCGAUGCGUGGAGUUAUCGGUAGACAAAAUGAAAGUGUAUAAAAAUGAAGAGUUCACCUUGGUCAAUGCGAAAACUACCUACAGGAUGCAGCCGCAGAGAUCCCUCGCCUUGUUUCUGUGCGUCAGCGUGACGUGCUUCCUGCUCAUCCUCGCCGGCAUACUGACCAUAUGCUUCUCGAAGGACAUCUACGAGUCGAUCAUGAGCACCCAAAUGGUGCUCAAGCCCGACAACAGCGCCUACAACAUGUGGGUGAAGAACCCCGUGCCCGUCAGCCUCACCUUGUACAUGUUCAACUGGACCAAUCCCGAGGAGGUGUACAACAAGAGCUCGAAGCCGCGCUUCGAGCAGCUCGGCCCCUACGUGUACCGAGAAACCAAAGAGAAAACCGAUAUAGUUUGGAACGAUAACAACACCGUUACGUUCAAGAACGUCAAAAAAUGGUGGUUCGAUCAGGAGAAGAGCAAAGGCAGCUUGUACGAUCCCAUCACCAGCGUCAAUCCUGUUACGCUGUCAGCGGCUCACGCUCUUCGUAAUUGGCACGUGGGAUUCAAGAUGCUGUUUUCCGGUUCGAUAAGGGCGAUAUUCAAUAACAUUUACUCGACGCAUUCGGUUGGCGAGGUGCUAUUCGACGGCUACAGCGACACCCUUUUGACCAGCGCCGCUAAAAUGUCCCUGCUACCCAAAGGAAUGGAUAAAUUCGGAUGGUUCUAUGGCAGAAACGGCUCGAGCGACUUCGACGGCAUCUUCAACAUGAAAACGGGCGUCGACGGGGACCUCGGCGUGUUGGAAAAAUGGAAGUUCGCCGACCACACGGGCUUCUACCCGGACCAGUGCGGCGAAUUCAAAGGCGCCUCGGCGGGCGAUUUCUUCCCGCGCAAGCUCACCAAGAACUCCGUCAUCAAGAUGUUCACGUCCGAUUUGUGCCGCUACAUGGAGCUGGAGUUCUACGAGGAGGUGGUGAUCAACAACAUCGUCGGCUACAAGUUCAUCGCGGGCGAGAAGUUCCUGGAUAACGGUACUAAAAUUCCGGAGAAUAAGUGCUUCUGCGACGGCGAUUGCAUGCCCUCCGGCGCUCUGAACGUGUCGAAUUGCCGACACGGGUCGCCUGCGUUCGUGUCUUUGCCGCAUUUCUACAAAGCUGACCCGUACUAUCUCGACCUGGUCGACGGUUUGAAUCCACAGGAGGACCUCCAUCAAUUCUACAUGGUGUUCGAACCGACCACGGGAAUUCCAUUGAGCGUAGCAGCCAGGCUACAACUCAACCUUCGCAUGGCUCCUGUUCCUGGUAUCAGUAUCUUCGAAAACGUUCCAACGGCCUUCAUACCGGUUCUGUACUUCGAGCAAAAGGUGGACAUACCCGAUCAGAUGACGUUCAUGAUCAAGGUCCUGAUCAACUUCGACUUGAUCUGCCUGCUGGUGGGCAUCGGGCUGAUGGUGGUGGCGUCGAUAUCCUUCUUGGUGGUGUUCUAUACCAUGUGGUCGAAGAAGGUAUUCCGUAAGAAGCGACAGAAUGUACAUAUCGUCAGGGCGCCGGCGCAGGAAGAGGUUCCGCUGAAUCACUGAUGCGUUGGAUCGUUGUUUCUUUUUCAGGUGUGAGAGCCGAUCCCGUGUAUGAAUUUGCGAAUUUGCGAAUGGUGUCUCCGAGUGACUGAGUAGCUGCAUCUAGCGGUGCGCGCGCGCGGAAGUUCAAAAACGGAAAUUAUUGUGAUAUAUAAAUGAUGUAGGAAAUUCGAUGUUAGCCUCGCCCGGUUCCAAAGGGGCGGCAUUUGGAAGAGUUUUUUCGAAGCGAAAAAUAUAUUAUUUUUUGGAAAAGCUCUUUUCAUUGUGUAUAUUGACGAUAUUAUUGGCCAAUAUUUGGUUUGUACAAAUUCGCUCGGCUGUCGAGCGGAGAUCUAACGUAUUUAUGUGAAAAAUAUAGCUAAGACUCUUUUUAUUGUUAUUUUUCUAUUAGAAAUAAAAGUCGUAUUUAAAUUGUUUUAUGUUAUUGCGGAAUAUUACAAAGCGCAAUUUAAAAAUGUAACAAAAUUAUGAACCAUCCUGUAUAUGCAUAUAUACAAAUAUAUUUUUUAAGUUAUUUAAAAAAUUGUUAUGUUUAUAAAAUUUGAUGGAAAAUUUCCGAAAAAACAAUAUACAGGGUUAUUCAUUUACUUUGUAUGUACCAAUAAGAUUUUACAUUCGUCAUAAAUUUUAAAACAAAGUAUACAAGGGAUAUUCAAUUUGCCUUACCAAUCAUGUGAUAGUUAUUUAACGAAUUUUUAAUAAUAGUUUUUGUAAUAUAUUU
This is a messenger RNA of Phyllotreta striolata, 2511 nucleotides long. NCBI's taxonomy places the organism in Eukaryota, Metazoa, Arthropoda, Insecta, Coleoptera, Chrysomelidae. The record is from the annotation of a GenBank genome assembly.